UCUCCCAUAUCUGAUUUCUUGCUUCAUAAUAGUUGUUUCCUUCUUAAGACAAUGGCACUGAGUGGUAAGCUUAGUACUGAAAUUGUGAUACAUGCACCUGCUGGAAAGUUCUUUAAUCUUGUAACAAAAUCUCUCCACGAUGUUCAAAAUAUUUGUGAAAGAGUGCAUCACACCAAGCUGCAUCAGGGUGAGGAUUGGCACAGCAUUGGCGGUUCAGUUAAACACUGGACUUAUGUUAUAGAUGGUAAAGUAAUUACAUGCAAGGAGACAAUUGAAUCCAUUGAUGAGAAGAACAAGACAAUCAAAUUCAAUCUCUUUGAUGGAGACAUAAGUCAACAGUAUAAAGUCUUUAAGCUCAGCAUUCAAGAGAUUGAUAACAGCAAUGGAAGUGUUUCAGCUAAAUGGACACUUGAAUAUGAGAAAAUUAGUGAUAAUGUCAAAGCUCCUUAUGGUUACUUGGAAUUUUAUGACAAAAUUUUUAAAGAGAUGGAUGCUCAUCUUCUCAAGGCAUAAUAAUUACUAAAAGAAAAUUAGAAACACGUUAUAUGCAUGGUUGGAAUUUAAUAAGGGAUAGGUUUU
Molecule: messenger RNA, 579 nt
Organism: Arachis duranensis
Lineage: Eukaryota; Viridiplantae; Streptophyta; Magnoliopsida; Fabales; Fabaceae
Product: MLP-like protein 34
Exons: 2
Coding region: 52-513 (153 amino acids)
Biological process (GO): defense response
Source: RefSeq, a predicted model, not a curated record